This is a messenger RNA of Drechmeria coniospora, 225 nucleotides long. RefSeq lists its product as uncharacterized. The transcript has a single exon. The coding region runs from base 1 to 225 and encodes 74 amino acids. NCBI's taxonomy places the organism in Eukaryota, Fungi, Ascomycota, Sordariomycetes, Hypocreales, Ophiocordycipitaceae. The record is from RefSeq and is a predicted model, not a curated record.
AUGGUCGCCUUCACCAAGUUCCAGCUCGACAUUUCGACGUUUGGGCUUCGGGCUCGACCAUCCUCAGUGCUCCAACCAGCGGCAAGCUGUCCCAUGCUGCGCAGAUCAAACGGCAGAGCAGGGCAGCAACGUAGGACGGCAAUGCGGGACAGCGCCUGCGAGCCGCUGCCGAGCGGAAUGCGACACCCCCCCGAGGCCGAGGACGUGUGGAUAUAUCGUAGGUGA